Oncorhynchus keta (chum salmon) is the source of this 4260-nucleotide messenger RNA. Its product is annotated as serine/arginine repetitive matrix protein 2-like. Lineage: Eukaryota; Metazoa; Chordata; Actinopteri; Salmoniformes; Salmonidae. Bases 1 to 2625 code for a protein of 874 amino acids. The transcript has 6 exons. Gene Ontology annotation, molecular function: DNA binding. The record is from RefSeq and is a predicted model, not a curated record.
AUGGCACUGAACCAGGAUGAAAUAAUAGAAGGAAUGGAGAUUAAAAUGGAAGUGGAAGAAGUGGCAACCAAUUCUGAAGUGCAGGUAGAUGUUGCUGGCAGUGAAGAGUCAGAUAAAGCCUUGUCCAAUAGUAACCUCGCAACACCUAAAAGGGGGCGGGGUAGGCCACCCAAAUAUGGAUCAGUCUCCAAGUCAGAUAAAUCCUUGUCUAAUGGUAACCCCUCAAUACCUAAGAGGGGAAGGGGUAGGCCACCCAAAUAUGGAUCAGUCUCCAAGUCAGAUAAAUCCUUGUCUAAUGGUAACCCCUCAAUACCUAAGAGGGGAAGGGGUAGGCCACCCAAAUAUGGAUCAGUCUCCAAGUCAGAUAAUGCCUUUUCUAAUUGUAACCCUUCAACACCUAAGAGAGGUAGACCUAAAGGAUCAGUGUUUAUGAAAACCAAGAUGCUGAAGGUGAUCGGCCUCGCGGCGGCUUGCCUACCCCGAAAACCAGAUGACCCCUCCCCAAAGAAGAGUGGCCCGUCCAGUGAAGUUGAAUCGACAAGGAAGAGCCUAACACCCAAGGGGGAAGAGGAUAGAAAACUGGAAAGCCAAGCAAGGCGGCCCCCCGGAAGGCCGCGUAUCAAUCCACGCAUUGAUUCUCCAGUCACUGAGCCCAGGGGAAGAGGUCGCCCACGCAAGACAGAGGAUGCCACCAAGUCCCCCAUCUAUGAUGGUCCCCCACGGAAAAGGGGCAGUCCCCCUGGUGCAGCAAACAAAGUUAAGAGGGGGGCAGAGCAGGAUAAGGACAACGGUGAACCUCCAGUCAAACGCCCCUUCCACGCCAAAGAAAAAAGCAAGGAAGCAGGAUUUCCACCAGUGGAAGAAAGUGAUCAGGAAGAUGAAACGGGGAAGGUGGAAUAUAGAGAAGACCCCAAGAAUCCAGUUACCCCCAGUGACCCCACUAGCUUUCUCUGGGCAAGUCACAUAACACCUAAGAGAGGUAGGCCGAAAGGAUCGGUCUCCAAGUUACUGGGUAGCCCCAUAACACCUAACAGAGGUAGGCCGAAAGGAUCCGUCUCCAAGUUACUGGGUAGCCCCAUAACACCUAACAGAGGUAGGCCGAAAGGAUCGGUCUCCAAGUUACUGGGUAGCCCCAUAACACCUAACAGAGGUAGGCCGAAAGGAUCGGUCUCCAAGUUACUGGGUAGCCCCAUAACACCUAAGAGAGGUAGGCCGAAAGGAUCCGUCUCCAAGUUACUGGGUAGCCCCAUAACACCUAACAGAGGUAGGCCGAAAGGAUCGGUCUCCAAGUUACUGGGUAGCCCCAUAACACCUAAGAGAGGUAGGCCGAAAGGAUCGGUCUCCAAGUUACUGGGUAGCCCCAUAACACCUAACAGAGGUAGGCCGAAAGGAUCGGUCUCCAAGUUACUGGGUAGCCCCAUAACACCUAACAGAGGUAGGCCGAAAGGAUCGGUCUCCAAGUUACUGGGUAGCCCCAUAACACCUAACAGAGGUAGGCCGAAAGGAUCGGUCUCCAAGUUACUGGGUAGCCCCAUAACACCUAACAGAGGUAGGCCGAAAGGAUCGGUCUCCAAGUUACUGGGUAGCCCCAUAACACCUAACAGAGGUAGGCCGAAAGGAUCGGUCUCCAAGUUACUGGGUAGCCCCAUAACACCUAACAGAGGUAGGCCGAAAGGAUCGGUCUCCAAGUUACUGGGUAGCCCCAUAACACCUAACAGAGGUAGGCCGAAAGGAUCCGUCUCCAAGUUACUGGGUAGCCCCAUAACACCUAACAGAGGUAGGCCGAAAGGAUCGGUCUCCAAGUUACUGGGUAGCCCCAUAACACCUAACCGAGGUAGGCCGAAAGGAUCUGUCUCCAAGUUACUGGGUAGCCCCAUAACGCCUAAGAGAGGUAGGCCGAAAGGAUCUGUCUCCAAGUUACUGGGUAGCCCCAUAACGCCUAAGAGAGGUAGGCCGAAAGGAUCGGUCUCCAAGUUACUGGGUAGCCCCAUAACACCUAACAGAGGUAGGCCGAAAGGAUCGGUCUCCAAGUUACUGGGUAGCCCCAUAACACCUAACAGAGGUAGGCCGAAAGGAUCGGUCUCCAAGUUACUGGGUAGCCCCAUAACACCUAACAGAGGUAGGCCGAAAGGAUCAGUAUUUACACAACCCAAGAUACUGAAGGUGAUCGGCCUCGCGGCGGCUUGCCUAACCCCAAACCCAGAUGACCCCUCCCCAAAGAAGCGUGGCCGGCCCAGUAAAGUUGAAUCGACAAGGAAGAGCCUAACACCCAAGGGGGAAGAGGAUAGAAAACUGGAAAGCCAAGCAAGGCAGCCCCCCGGAAGGCCGCGUAUCAAUCCACGCAUUGAUUCUCCAGUCACUGAGCCCAGGGGAAGAGGUCGCCCUGGUGCAGCAAACAAAGUUAAGAGGGGGGCAGAGCAGGAUAAGGACAACGGUGAAACUCCAGUCAAAUGCAACUUUCACUCCAAAGACAAAACAGAGGAAGCAGGAUUUCCACCAGUAGAAGAAAGUGAUCAUGAUGAAACGGGGAGGGUGGAUGAAGAAAGUGAAACGGGGAAGAAUAUAGAGAAGACCCCACAAAGCCAGUUACCCCCAGUGACUGUAAUAGCUUUAUCGGUGCCAUAAGCAGGAUAAUGUUUGGCGACAGCUCAGCCAGCGACGGUACCACUUUAUCUAGUUUGUAAAAAUGUGUGUGCCAGUAUAGCCUGAUUUUUGAUAGAAAACUACAUGAUCAGAUGAGGGUGGCCUGUUAGGGUGAUCACUGUCAUGAACAUACACAGAAAAAAAGGAAAAAAAACGCAGCUUGUAAAGUGUUGCUCCCAUGUUUCAUGAGCUGAAAUAAAAGAUCCCAGACAUUUUAAAUACGCACAAAAAGCAACUCAAAUUGUGCAAAAUGUGUGUUUACAUUCCUGAUAGUGAGCAUUUCUCCUUUGCCAAGAUAAAUCCAUCCACCAGACAGGUAUGCCAUAUCAAGAAGCUGAUUAAACAGCAUGAUCAUUACACAGCACAACCUUGUGCUGGGGACAUAAACGGCCACUAAAAUGUGCGGUUGUCGUCACACAAGUUGAGUGUGCAAUGUUGACUGCAGCAAUGUUCACCAGAGCUAUUGCCACAAUUUCAUUUUAUCGAUGGAAAUUUGAACGCACAGAGAUUAGUGUGACAACAUCCUGAGGCCCAUUGUUGUGCUAUGUAUCUGCCGCCAUCACCUCAUGUUUCGGCAUGAAAAUGCACAGCCCCAAGUCACAAAGAAAUGUACACAAUUCCUGGAAGCUGUAAAUGUACCAGUUAUUCCAUGGCCGGCAUACUCACCAGACAUGUCACCCAUUGAGCACGUUCGGGAUCCUCUGGAUCAACAGCAUGUUCCAGGUCCCGCCAAUAUCCAGCAACUUCACACAGCCAUUUAAGAGGAGUGGGACAACAUUCCACAGGCCACAAUCAACAGCCUGAUCAACUCUAUACGAAGGCGAUCUCACGCUGCAUGAGGCAAAUACUGACUGUUUAUGAGCCACACCCCCUGCUUGUUUUAAAGGUAUCUGUGACCAAAAGAUGCAUAUCUAUUCCUAGUCAUGUGAAAUCCAUAGAUAAAAAAGGUCUAAUUCAUUUAUUUCAAUUGACUAAUUACCUUAUAUGAACUGCACUUCAUGUUGAAUUUUUAUUUUUGUUCAGUGUAGAUAUUGCAUUCACCUUUUUAUGGGGUUAAAAUGGUUGUUAUUUGGACUGUGCAACUUUCAAUUCAACAUCCCUAAAAAUGUAUCCAUUAAGACGUACAGAUACUCACUUCUGUGAGGGUUUUGUUCACUAAUAUUAUCCUUGUAGUUUUCUUAACAUUACUCAGAUCUUUAGGAUUUAGACUUCUGUACUUUGUUGGCUGUCAGUCCUGAUAACUACUUUUUGAUUGUACCUGGGCCCGGUUUCCCAAAAGCAUCUUAAGGCUAAGUUCGUAGUUAGAGCCAUAGGAUCCUAUGGUUCUCAUGAACGUAGCCUUAAAAUGCUUUUGGAAAACUGGGCCCAGGGGAGUAACAUUUCAAACGGGGACAGCUUGUGUGAGAUUUUUCUAGGUUUAGUCUCAAUUGAGUCUUCACAUUUUAGUCAACAUUUUCUAUAAUCAUGUUAUUGUCUGUCGGUGACAUUUUAAUGUCUGAGGGUAGUAUGAAUUAGUUGUUUUCAGUGACUAAAUUGUGUAAGUUUACUGCAGUAAAAUGUCAGACGUAUUACAUUUGAUGUUUUUUUAAAUCUCAAUAAAAAGCAAAAAAAAGGCAA